Cottoperca gobio is the source of this 1304-nucleotide messenger RNA. RefSeq names its product dihydrouridine synthase 4-like (S. cerevisiae) (gene dus4l). Bases 285 to 1232 code for a protein of 315 amino acids. NCBI's taxonomy places the organism in Eukaryota, Metazoa, Chordata, Actinopteri, Perciformes, Bovichtidae. The transcript is spliced from 6 exons. Gene Ontology annotation, biological process: tRNA processing. The record is from RefSeq and is a predicted model, not a curated record. Gene Ontology annotation, molecular function: flavin adenine dinucleotide binding; tRNA dihydrouridine synthase activity.
UAUUACGUACGGGUUCAGAGGUCGCAAAGACACGCCUACAGCUUCUUUCCGCAUGGUGGACUAAAGCAUCGUUGUUUAUUAUUGUUCCGAAGUAAACCUAGCUAUAUCUAUGUAUCCGUGUGUGACUGCGUGGGAUUUUACAGCGUUUUUACACUUUGUUCUCGUCUUUGAAACAAUGAAAUAGAUGUCAUACGACAUAACUUAUCCUUAAACGAAACUGUACUUUUGAAUGUUGAGCUCGUUAGCUUGUUAUGCUAGCCGGCUAACAGUGCUACUUGUGAAGAAUGAAGACUUCUAAUGGUAACACGAGUAUCAUGGACAUGUUUGAAAAGGGAAAGGUCCUGAAAAUAUGUUCUCCAAUGGUUCGAUAUUCAAAGCUUGCAUUCAGGUCCUUGGUGAGGAAAUACAACUGUGAUAUCUGCUUCACCCCAAUGAUAGUUGCUUCUGACUUCAUGCAAUCUGUCAAAGCCAGAGACAGUGAAUUCACUACCAAUGAGAGUGACCGGCCGCUGAUAGUGCAGUUUGCUUCCCAGGAUGCCCAGACUCUGGCUGAUGCAGCCUGUGUGGUAGCACCUUUCUCAGAUGGAGUUGACAUCAACUGCGGCUGUCCCCAGAGAUGGGCUAUGUCAGCUGGGUUUGGUGCAUGCCUCAUAAACAAGCCUGAACUUGUGAAAGACAUGGUCACACAUGUCAGAAACCAAGUGGACAAUCCAAACUACACAGUGUCUAUCAAAAUAAGAAUUCACAAAGACCUGAGGCGGACAGUGGAUCUGUGCCAGAAGGCUGAAUCGGCAGGUGUUUCAUGGAUAACUGUCCACGGCCGCACAGCAGAAGAACGCCAUCAGCCGGUCCAUUAUGAAGCCAUCAAGACAAUCAAAGACAGUGUAUCCAUCCCAGUCAUUGCUAAUGGGGACAUCAAGUACCUGCGUGAUGUGGAGUCCACUUACCAGCUUACUGGUGUUGAUGGUGUUAUGGCUGCGCGGGGGUUGCUUGCAAACCCUGCCAUGUUCACCGGCUAUGAGGAUACUCCUUUGGAGUGUAUAUGGGACUGGGUGGACUUCUCUUUAGAGCAGGGAACUCCAUUCACCUGCUUCCACCAUCAUCUUAUUUACAUGCUGGAGAGGGUUACCUCCCAGCCUGAGAGAAAAGUGUUCAACUCUCUAUCCAGUACUUCAGCUGUCAUAGAUUACCUCCAGAACACAUACGGGACAGUGAAUGAUCUGGGAACAUGAACAUAUUGUAAUGUGAUGUUUUAGAUUUUAACAUUUUUAUGCCAAAUAAAACUACCAAGCUAUAGAGGUGUA